CUAGGACCCGGACUAGAGGAGCGCGUCGUCAGCGUAUCGCCCCGGGGGGAAACAAGUAUAUAACCCGGGGCGGCCAUCAAGGUUGUCGUGAGUCUUUAUUGUGUGCCAAACGCAUCUCAGUCACAGACGAGCUUCAAGAGAAGACCGACCGCAACAAUACCCUCGCCAUCCACCACCCUAGUAACGCAGCACUAAAACCACCCCCCAUGUCGCCACACUCGAUCCCCAAGGAGCAGUGGGCGCAGGUGAUCAACGAGCAGAGCAAGCUCGAGUACAAGAAGAUCCCGGUCCAGAAGCCCGGCCCGGACGAGGUCCUCGUCAACAUCAAGUACACGGGCGUCUGCCACACGGACCUGCACGCCCUCAACGGCGACUGGCCCCUGGACCGCAAGCUUCCCCUGAUUGGCGGCCACGAAGGCGCCGGAGUCGUCGUCGCCCGCGGCGAGCUGGUCCAUGACAUCGAGAUCGGCGACCAUGCCGGUGUCAAGUGGCUCAACGGCUCGUGCCUGGCCUGCGACUUCUGCCAGCAGGCAGACGAGCCGCUGUGCGCCAAGGCGCUGCUGUCCGGCUACACGGUCGACGGCACCUUCCAGCAGUACUGCAUCGCCAAGGCGGCCCACGUCGCGCGCAUCGCCAAGGACGUGCCGCUCGACGCCAUCUCCCCCGUCCUGUGCGCGGGCAUCACCGUGUACAAGGGCCUCAAGGAGUCCGGGGCCCGGCCCGGCGAGAGCGUCGCCAUUGUCGGCGCGGGCGGCGGCCUGGGCUCGCUGGCCCAGCAGUACGCCAAGGCCAUGGGCCUCCGGGUGAUUGCCAUUGACACGGGCGCCGAGAAGAAGAAGGCCAGCAUCGAGCAGCUCGGCGCCGACGAGUUUGUCGACUUCAUGCAGUCCAAGGACGUCGUCGCCGACGUCAAGAAGGCCACCCCGGACGGCCUGGGCCCGCACGCCGUCAUCCUCGUCGCCGUCAACGAGAAGCCCUUCCAGCAGGCCGCCGAGUACGUCCGCCCCCGCGGCACCGUCAUCUGCAUCGGCCUGCCCUCGGGCGCGUUCCUCAAGGCCCCCGUCUUCGACUCGGUCGUCAAGAUGGUCACCAUCAAGGGCUCGUACGUCGGCAACCGCAAGGACAGCGCCGAGGCCAUCGAGUUCUUCCGCAGGGGCCUCAUCAAGGCUCCCUACAAGGUCGUCGGGCUCUCGGAGCUGCAGAGCGUCUACGACAAGAUGCACCAGGGCGAGAUUGUCGGCAGAUAUGUCCUGGACACCUCCAAGUAGAGGACAUUGGAGACCUAUAACUGGAGGAUAUUGGAAACUUUCAAGUAGAUGAUGCUGGGAACCUCCAUGUAGUUGAUACUGGAAACCUCCAUGUAGUUGCCUGAUUAGUCUAAUUGUGCUCAAAUUUAACCAGUUUCUGCCG
Messenger RNA from Microdochium trichocladiopsis, 1410 nucleotides. RefSeq names its product alcohol dehydrogenase-like protein. Gene Ontology annotation, molecular function: oxidoreductase activity; zinc ion binding. Lineage: Eukaryota; Fungi; Ascomycota; Sordariomycetes; Xylariales; Microdochiaceae. The record is from RefSeq and is a predicted model, not a curated record. The coding region runs from base 207 to 1268 and encodes 353 amino acids. The transcript is spliced from 2 exons.